AGCCAAUGCCCGAGCUCUCAGUUACAACAAAGGACUAGAGAAGUGAUUUGACUGUUUCACUCACUGCCCCAGGCGGUCGUGUGGACAUUCAUCGAGAGAAACUUGAUUUGAUUUGAAGUUGAUGAUGUCUUUGAGUGCUUAAGUUGGAAAUCAGGAUGAUGGAAUUAUCGACGUCUGGCGUACGGACGAUUGCUAACGAGUCGCCUGUAGAUUUGUUCAACGCGUCCUUUAACCCUACAGGAUGUAACAACUCCUAUGUUCCGACUCAAGAGGAAUAUAGACAAGCUCUUGGAGGAUUCUGGAUGCCCCUUAUUACAGCUGGGAGUCUUAUCACCAUUGGCUUAUAUAUUCUUUUCUUCGAGCAAGUCUUCUACACAAAUGCAGGCGCGCAUAGAGUUUUCCGAAGGCACAUAUAUUGGAUUGGAUCCGUUUACCCGUUCAUGACGCUGAUGAGUCUCGUAGCAUUGUUGGUCCCGAAAGCACACAACAUAUGCACAGCUGCAAAAAUCAUCUACAUGUCAAUCGGCAUCAGUCAUUUCGGAGACUUGACAGUGCUCAUGUUUGGAAGCGAGGAGGUGAUGCUUGCGAAGACAGAAGGCAACAAACUCAACUUGAAAGUCGGGCCUUCAUGCUGCUGUUGCAGAUGCCUCCCUUCGCCGGAUGUGUCGAAGUUUAAUAUUCGCCUGGUGUUGUGGCUCUGUGACCAAAUGCCCUUCACUCAGGCUGCUUACUAUCUGACGCUCCUCGUUCUCAUCGCUGGCAACAUGGCAACGCCGGGAAAUGUAAAUCCAGACGGUGUUUUUCUGUGGCUUAAUCUCUUCAAUUUUGCUUCCUUCAUGAGCGGGCUGUACGGUUUGCAGAUAUUGCUCUAUUUCUCAAAGGGACAUCUAGAAUUCUACAACUAUAAGGGCAAGUCUAAUUCGGUGAAAAUCCUCGUCCUGAUAACUAACCUGCAGAGUUUCAUCUUUGACAUUAUGGGGAACUACAACGCUUUUCCUUGCGUUGCCCCGUACCUCUCGCCGGCGGUCUAUAAGAUAACGAUCGUGAAUUCUCUCUACAUCUUCGAAAUGAUGGUUCUUGGGAGUUACACUUACUGGCAAUACCACAGCCACGAAUUCCUGAAACCCAACCCCGCAGACGUCGAGGACCUGUACAAGGCCGAUGAAGACACCUCCAGCGUCACCACAGCCAUUACCGUCGUCGGCGAUACUGAAGGCGGAACCUCACACCCACAGCAUCGCCAACAGACGUCACGGAUCACCGUGACGCCACAGAUUGAAAGAUCGCUAGGACCGCCCACACAAAACCCAUUAGUAGAUGAAAUUCAAGGGUCACAAUAUGGGGCUGUGACGGCUAUUACUCAGCAACCCAAGUCUUUAAAUGGUGUCCCGUAGGUCUCCUUUUUAGCGCGCAGUUAUUGGAAGCUUCAGAAGAAGGUACAUUCAGAGAACUGCUGGCACACAAAAUUCCACAGAUUCUUUCGUGCGAUUAUUAUUAUUAUUGCUAUUAUUGAUAUUGUCAUUAUUACUAUUGCCACUUCUACUGCUACUACGACUGUCAUUAUUAUUAUUAUUAUUAUUAUUAUUAUUAUUAUUAUUAUUAUUAUUAUUAUUAUUAUUAUUAUUAUUAUUAUUAUUAUUAUUAUUAUUAUUAUUAUUAUUAUUAUUAUUAUUAUUAUUAUCAUCAUAAUCAUCAGCGCUAACUCCUAUACUAACGAUAUCAAUAACAAUGAUUAGGGAUAAUGAUUAUCAUUAUUAUUACUGUUUUUAUCAUCAUGCCAUUCAAGGAAAUGGCAUCUCGGUUGAUGAUAAUAGGAAUAAUAAUGAUAAUUGUCAUUCCUGAUCAUUGUCCUCACUGCUAUUGAUAUCGUUAGUACAAUAGUAAUAAUAGUAUUAAUUUAUUGAAAAAUUUCCUGCCACGUUAACACCUAAGGUCAUUAGCGGCGCAUUCAGAAUGUAGUGGCAGAGUGGGGGGGGGGGGGGUUGAGGGCGAAGCUCCCCGCGUGAUUUUUUUUUGGUUCAUGAUUGUGGAUUUCCAGAAAAGCCAAAGGUCAAAACAAACAAAUGUGCCAGACAUCAAAGGCCACACAGCACGGUGACAAAGUAUUGUGGUAAAAAGGGUAAACAUUAAUAAACGAUUGGGAUGAGUGGAAGGAAGAAGGGAUGAAGAAGCGAAGGAAAAGGAAAAGGGGAAGAAGAGACCCUGCCAAAGUGGGCGAGGGCGGAGGUCCAAGCAGGGCAGAUCCCCUACGUUGGGCCUCCGCCUCCGCCUCCCAAGACGCCUCCCCUCCCACGGCAACGAUUCGCAGGGGAGUGGGGGGGGAGGGUAAACUAAAUAAAGAGUGCUUUCUUAAACCCUGGCAAGUGCAGA
This is a messenger RNA of Penaeus monodon (black tiger shrimp), 2370 nucleotides long. Its product is annotated as organic solute transporter subunit alpha-like. Bases 156 to 1394 code for a protein of 412 amino acids. Gene Ontology annotation, molecular function: transporter activity. Gene Ontology annotation, biological process: transport. The record is from RefSeq and is a predicted model, not a curated record. The transcript is spliced from 9 exons. NCBI's taxonomy places the organism in Eukaryota, Metazoa, Arthropoda, Malacostraca, Decapoda, Penaeidae.